UGACUCGGAAGUUGCGCGUUUCCUAACCAAAACAAAUUUUUUUUUUUUACUCGGUUUGGUGGUUUUUAAUUUGCCAACUAUAGCUCCCAUCAUCCGCGGCCGCUUACUAUCUAUCUCCUUUGUUUAUUCCGGCUUGAUCCUUCUGCCCCGUUUAAUAAGGAUUGUGCGCGAUCUCCUUUCUGAUUGGCCAAUACGCCUUUCUGUUUUAACAACCUCCUUUUAUCGCCUUUCUGAUUGGCCAAUACGCCUUUCUGUUUUAACAACCUCCUUUUAAAGCUGCGCGUCAUUCAUUGGCUUGUUUCUUACGUAAAUUCCGCCCCUUUCUCGGUCAUUUUUAAAUGGUGCUUUUUUUUUUUUUGACUAUAAUCUCCCGAGCCUCUCAAAAUGGCCGGUUUUUAUCUCCCGAGUUAGCCUUCUUCUUCGUCCUGAUUGGCUAAACGUGUGGGGGCGGGGAGUCUUCAAAACAAAACAAAAAAUCGGGCCAAUCCGUAACUUCCGCCAGGGGUCCAAAUCCCACCCGCUCUGACGAAUCGGCUUUCGAGGAAGGAGCCCCUCCCUUUCGUAGAGGGAGGAUUGUCCAAUGGAGCCUCAACAAAAAAAGAGCCGGCCAAUAGAAAGCCGGAGGCUCGACGAAGGGCGGCGCUGUCUUUCAAACCAAUGAAACGGCGCGUUGGGUGACGUCUUGCUUUGCGGCAGCCAAUAGGAUUCCGGGAGGGAUAUUUGAAAAAACAAGAAAGCCUGGCUGGUCUCGGGCUGCCUCCGGCAGCGGUUCUCUUGGCUCCGGGAAAUCGUCUUUAGUGUUGGCAUCCGAUCUCUGUGAAGAGUUACCCUCAACCUCUGGAUACUGAAGCUGGCUUCAUCGCGAACGCAUUUUCUGAUUUUGCGCUGGAGAUUCCUCCCGAGUAUUUAAUAUCUUCUCCCUCUGACCCGUCCUUGAACGAAGGGAAACGUUGCAUCGUCGGCACCCAGGAUGUCAAACAAGGAAAAUAUUAGCAGCAUCUACAGUAACCUUUACUCUUAUCGCCCCAGCAGCCAAGCACCCGGGCCUCAACGCGUCCCAUACAAGAAUACCACCACGCCAUCCACGACGCCUUCUGGCUCAAUCCUGGCCCAGAGAGCUCUCACCAGCAGCACCAAACACACCAUGAAAACGGUGUCCGGCGUCCAGAAUCCAGGUAUCGCAGGGAGGGUGCCUCUCGAACCCGCUUCCGUCGUACCAGCCUUGCAGGACUGCCCAGAGCCAUGUCGGAUCUUCACCAUCGACGAUUUUGAGAUCGGGAGGCCGCUGGGCAAAGGGAAAUUCGGCAACGUUUACCUGGCCCGGGAGAAGACCUCCAAGUUCAUUGUGGCGCUGAAGGUGCUCUUCAAAUCCCAGAUGGAGAAGGAAGGGGUGGAGCACCAGCUGCGGAGGGAGAUCGAGAUCCAGUGUCAUCUCAGUCACCCCAACAUUCUGCGCCUCUACAACUAUUUCCACGACAAGAAGCGAGUCUACCUGAUCCUGGAAUACGCCCCUCGGGGGGAGCUCUUCAAGGAGCUGCAGAAAUACCAGCGCUUCGAUGAGCAAAGAACGGCCACGUUCAUGGAAGAGUUGGCCGAUGCCCUCCUGUACUGUCACAAUAAGAAGGUGAUCCACCGGGACAUCAAACCCGAGAACCUGCUGAUGGGGUUGAAGGGGGAGCUGAAGAUUGCUGACUUCGGCUGGUCGGUGCAUGCCCCCUCGCUCAGGAGGAAGACCAUGUGCGGCACUCUGGAUUACCUGCCCCCCGAGAUGAUCGAAGGCAAAGCCCACAACGAGAAAGUGGAUCUCUGGUGCAUCGGGAUCCUGUGCUACGAGUUCCUGGUGGGGAACCCGCCCUUCGAGAGUGAAUGCCACUCGGAGACGUAUCGACGGAUCGUGUCGGUAGAUCUCCGGUUCCCCCCCUUUGUGACCGAAGGCGCCCGGGAUUUGAUUGCGAAGCUGCUGCGUCACAACCCAUCCGAGCGUAUCCCGCUGCAAGCUGUGAUGGAGCACCCUUGGGUGAAAGCCCAUUCCAAGCGGGUGCUACCCCCAGUUUUCAACCCCGUGUCCCCGAACUAACUUUGCCAGGAGGGACUUGGAUGCCCAGCUGUACGACAUCCCCAAUGGAUGGGGCUGCUAAGUGUUUUUUUGGGGGGUGAGAGAGCGUUAUCGCAGGGUUUGGGGGAAGGACGACUUUUUCUGGAUUGGAAACAUCCUUGCACCCCAAGAUUUGUACUUGAAGAGCUGAUACAGACACGGAUCUCAUUUUGGAGAGCUUGGGAAAUGACGAGUAUGGCCGCCUUCAACUGGACGGGCAGCUGUUCCUGGACAUAGGAAUCCUCCUUUGAUGUUUUGACCUUGGCUGAUCAUCUCUUUUGGGAUCAUCCCAGAUCUGCCACUUGUGCAGCUUCUUGCAAAUCUUGAUCCUUGGGUCUCUCUCUUUUUUUAAAAAAAGGAAUAAGCCAACUAUUUCCCAAAACGGUAUGCCCAAUCUUUGUGUAUAUAUAUUUUUAGGGAACUGUUGUAAGUUUAAUAAAAUUUUUCUUUCAGA
Messenger RNA from Pantherophis guttatus, 2549 nucleotides. It is a transcript of the gene AURKB, whose product is annotated as aurora kinase B. The record is from RefSeq and is a predicted model, not a curated record. Gene Ontology annotation, molecular function: protein kinase activity; ATP binding. Lineage: Eukaryota; Metazoa; Chordata; Lepidosauria; Squamata; Colubridae. Gene Ontology annotation, biological process: protein phosphorylation.